Penaeus vannamei (Pacific white shrimp) is the source of this 2033-nucleotide messenger RNA. The record is from RefSeq and is a predicted model, not a curated record. NCBI's taxonomy places the organism in Eukaryota, Metazoa, Arthropoda, Malacostraca, Decapoda, Penaeidae.
ACGAGUAGGGCGGCGGCGGCGGGGAGGGUGUAACAUUGAGCCUCCGAAGUGGGCGCUCAGUAACCACCCAGCGGGCCGUGUGAGAGGACGUACGCAUGCGCUCUCCCGGUCCCGUGUGCCAGUGACCCUCCGCCUGGGUGCGCGUGUGCUUAUGGAUGUUGUCUUCUUGAUGCUCCCCUGAUGCCGAGUUGUUCGUUGUAUCGGGAGUGGAAGUGUUGAUUAACUUUUGACCAUUUUGAGUGCUGGGGAAACACUUUACCUACAACUACAUUUUGCGGUUUGUUUUGCUCGAAAGGACCGUGGGAGUGUAGCGACUCAAAAAAAUACUCUUUCGUGAGUCCAGUGUGUUUCCUACUAUAACUACUUUGAGGAGCUUGUGGAUUUCUAUGGAUGUGAUAAUUGCGAAUAUGGGAUAAGUGACUUGGAAGACACGCUGGAUAUUAGUGCAAAUUGGCUGGAAAGUGGAAUAUAAUGAAUAUUUACUUCAAUGGCUGCAUAUAAACGAUGACCCGCGUUCACGUCCGCUGAAUUAAGUGAUUGAAAAUCCGGGUGCCCUGUUGGCGUACUUCGUAACCAUGCCUUCAGGAGAAGUCAUGGGCGUGAAGCAGCAGCCCACGUCUACGGGCGUGGGUGGGCUGGAGGAAGACAAGAAGGCAGUGUACAAAAACGAUGACGAAUACGACGAGGAUCUGGCACAGCUGGACAUGCUGUUGCACUACGUCAACAACCUGUCUGCUUCUUUGGAGUUCCUCGCUUGGGAAAACAAACGCAUCUCGACGGACCUGGUACCGACCUUGCUGAACAUGUACGAUGCUCUCUACGCCAGGCUCAGCGAGGGCGCCGACGCCACCACCACCUCCGGCAAAUCCUGCGAUGAAGGAGGAGGAGGAAGAGGCGCAGGAGGAGGAGGAGGAGGAGGAGGAACAGGAGGAGAGAAGAUGGGGUUUAGUAACGGCAGUUUAGAUUUAAGUAAAAUUGGUCAGGAGGAGCGCGCGUCAACCAAAGAGAAUGGAAACAGUGGUGCUACAGAAAAUGGGUUAAACAGUUUUAAAGAAAGCGGGGUGUGUGACCAACGGCUUUUCAUCGAGGAAAAGGACGUCGAGAAUGAGAACCAAGUGAACAAUAACUGUGUCAAAUGUGAUAAGUGCGGCGUGCUCAGAACUAGCAAGGAUGGGUGUCGGUGUAGUGCGAAGUGCGUCAUUGCGGAGUCCAUUACGUCCAUGUUCGAGACCAUCGAGAACGACCUCGCCUCGCCCGACUCCUUCUACGAGAACGUGGACAAGCGGCGCCCCAGGAGGGAGCACAUCUACGCCGAGCCUCAGUUUCUGAUCAAACCCAAAGACAGUCCAAAGUCGACCACCUCUUCCUCCUCCACCAACACGUGUUCCUCGUCCGCCUCCUCCUCCACCCUCACCUCCACCACCUCCACCACCUCUUCCUCGUCAGACAAGCUCCCGGGGACGCCCGCCUCCCCGCCCAUGGGCUUCGACCCGAGGAAGCUCAAGGACGUGUACCGGCCCCUGUCGUCGAUCUCGUCGUCCUCGUCUUCGUCCUCCAACUCUCUCCCUCGAGGCCCACCCGGAGCCGCCACCUCGUACUUGGCGUCGGCCGAGAGCUUGGAGGACAACGAUGCAGACCAUUCGGACACCGAGGAGACCACCCGCAGGAGAGACCGGACCAUCAAGACCAGGCGGGAGAAGGCGCAGCGCACAGGUGAGUGUCGUGGGCCCGGUGGCUCCCUCUCGCACGGGGCCCGGACGAAGGCGCGCGGGAACGGUUCCGGUGACAGCGGCGUCCAGUGCCAUAGCAUCAGCCUGCCCGCUCCGCCCACGCUGAGACCUCGUUACUGCGACCCCAACCUCGCUUACAUGGACAGGAUAGUGUUGGAGAUCGUGGAGACGGAGGCUAUUUACGUGCGGGACCUGAAGGAGAUCAUUGAGAUGUGAUCCGGAACCAAAUGCGUUCGUCGCAGUCCUGCACGUGGCUCUGUAGUUGCUGUUGCUUAGGUGGAGGUAUGGGUGGGGGAGGAGGAG